Cladocopium goreaui is the source of this 1254-nucleotide messenger RNA. NCBI's taxonomy places the organism in Eukaryota, Dinophyceae, Suessiales, Symbiodiniaceae. The record is from the annotation of a GenBank genome assembly.
AUGCCGACGCCCUUUCUGCCACUGGUCAUGGCGCGGGAGUUCGGGCAGAGUUCCACCCAGAUUGGCAUGGUCAUGUCUUCCACCCCGUUGGGUGCCUGCAUGGCAACGCCCAUUGCCGCGAGUCUGGCUCGGAACAGUCGACGUAUCGUGUAUUUUCAUUCUGUCUCGCUUCUGUUCAUUGCGUUCACCAGCCUCCUGAUGGCGUGUUUGCAGCGCUUCCUCUCCACAGGUGAUGUCUUCCUGGCGGUGACCAGCAUUUGUUUCACUCAGGGCAUGGCAUAUGCUCUGUAUAUGGCAGCCAACACCACCUUGAUCUCGCGGCGCUUCACAGCCGUGGCCUACGUGGUGGGUAUGGCGGAGGUGGCUGUUGGCUUCGGUGCCCAACUGGGGCGCCUCGCUGGCGGAGCCCUCUACGACCUGGGCGGCUUCGGCUGUCCCUUUCUGAGCGCCGCAGUGUGUUUGACCAUCUGCGGCAUCAUCGGUUUCUCUUUCGAGAACCGCGGGAUAGUAUCGCAUGGCAACCGUGCUGCUGACCAUGCUGACCAUGGCAACCAUGGUGACCAUGGUUGCGAAGCCAAAGUUCCCUGGAAAAGCUUCUGCUGUCCUGGCAUCUGGCUGGCUACCUCUGGGGUCUUUUCGGCCUACAUGACCACAGGUUUGGUGGACGUGACCUUACCCCAGCACCUGGAGUCUUACCUUGGGCCCAUGCCGGUGACAGAGGUCAGUGCGGUGAGUUCCCUGCGCAGCGUGGUCUACCUGCUGACUUCCUGGCUUUGUGCACAGGCGAUGCAUGCGGAAAGGGCGCCUCUGGAGCCGUUUCUGUGCUUCGGAUUCGCCUUCACAAUCCUGGGGAUGAUGACACUGAGACCGCUGCAGUGGGUUGUGGAUGUGGAAACUGCUGUGUUUCAUCAACCGCCUUCCAGAGUUGUCGAAUGGAGCUGCCAAAUCUUUUCAUUGGUCAUUGCUUCCAUCGGCAAUGCCUUCAUGUUCAUUCCGGGCCUGCCCUUGAUGCAGAGCCAUGUCCGACAUCUAGGAGCUGCAGCUGCUGAACAAGUCUCAUUGCUGCUGAUGAUGGCCAUGUUCGGUGGCGAAUUCAUGGGUCCCAUCGCAGGGGGGGCCUUGGUUCAGCGCUUUGGAUUGGACGCCACGACUGCAGCCUUUGCCACGGCGUUGCUACCUCUCUUCGCGUUGACGGCGGCAGAGAUCAUGAGAGAGAUCUGGUACGGCAGUAGCACUGGGGGGAAAAUGCUUUAG